GCGCGCGGGUGUGACGUCAGUCGCCGCCGCCGCCGCCAUGGGGAAGAGCCGGUCGCGGUCGGCGAAGGCAGCGAGUGUCUUCAGCAUCGCCCGCAGCGGCGCCGUCAAGGCCAAGGCUAAGGGGAAGGCGCGGCCCGUCACCUCCGGGCUGAAGCAGAUAAACAUUAGAAAUGCUGAGAAAGUUAGUGCAAUAAAUAAAGCAUUUGCUGAAGUUCAGAAAGAAGUACAGCAGCUAUCAAAAAGCGCUGCAGCAGAACCUCAGAAGAGUCAUGAGGUUUCCACACAUCUGGAAGAGAAACCAGCAAACGUGGACGCUGCCACAAGCCUAUUAGCUCAAUUGUAAUGUAUAAUGGACAAUGAAGGGAUUGCAAGAAAUGAAGAUCAAAAAUACUGAUGGCUUUGUUUGUAC
Molecule: messenger RNA, 409 nt
Organism: Chroicocephalus ridibundus (black-headed gull)
Lineage: Eukaryota; Metazoa; Chordata; Aves; Charadriiformes; Laridae
Gene: RBIS
Product: ribosomal biogenesis factor
Exons: 3
Coding region: 38-343 (101 amino acids)
Biological process (GO): ribosome biogenesis
Cellular component (GO): nucleolus
Source: RefSeq, a predicted model, not a curated record